UUCACUCGCACUGGCUGCUGACAGCGCGCAGUCUCAGCCGCGAGGCGUAACGUUGUUACUCCACAAAACCUUAUGUUGACACAUUAGACGUCAAACUAUCGCUUUGGAUAUUCGGACUGUCCUGAAAUCCCAGAUGACAAGCCUUAAACCUGGAACGAGACGGUAGCAGUAAGAAUUUUUCUGAAAUGUGAGAGGUGUGCCGUGCAUGAGCUGGACUCGCAAAAAACAGGUGACGUUCCUUACUGGACUCUCAAACAUCUGAUUCUGGCUGGUGUAAGAGAAAGCAGGAUAAACGGAGAGCAGAACAUCUGCUAAACACAUAAACAGAAGGCUGUCACCAGGUGUGCUGUAUGUUUUGGUAUUACAAAGUAAGUCAGAGGACUUCUUUGUGCCCAAAGGCCUACGUUGUCUACAGGAGGGAUGAUCUGGAGUACUGCACACAGGCCUAUCAUUAGGCCAUUGGGGCACAUGCUUAGGAAUGGAUAGCUUUGCCACAAAAUGUUACAGCGCAACUUCCUUUAACUAUGGGGCACAGAUAAGAGAAUGUUACGGAAAUAUUUCUUCUCUUGAACUCAACACAAGCAGCAGUUUUUGGAGUAACUACAUAUUGUUGUGUGGCCAAGUGAAGUAGUUUUUGAUUUUUAAUGAUUUGCAUACAUUUUUUAUAUGAAUGUGUAUAGCAUUUAUUGUUUUUAAGGGAAACAUUUUUAUCAUAUAAACAGAUAAAAACAAAAGACCAUGGCAGCAACCUAUCGGAUUGUGGUCAGCAGCAUUAACUGUUACAACAGUGUUGUCAUUGACCGUCGUGUCCAACACACUGUACACUACUGUAAUGGGCCCUGUGGUGCCCUAAAACAUGGACUUAACUGCACAGUGGCUCACCGAAGCACUUGUGCUGAGCUUCUUGAUGCCCACAUGCCCAGACAUUGCUCUGACAGACCCAUCAGUAUUCAUGAGUCUAAAACUCUGGAGAAUGGCAACUGUGGGCCUGGUGCUUUCUGUGAUGACUACCACCAGGUUGUCCCUAGAGUCAAGAAAGGAUCAGCCAUCCAAAGCUCAGCCAGUCUUAAGGAUAUAACGGGGGAGGCCAUUAACCUGGCCAGUGGGAAAAUCAAGGAGUUUUCAUUUGAGAAGAUCAAGUACUCCUCCAGUCAUGUGACAUUCAGGAAGGGUCGUAAGGUUAGGCCAGAUUCUUUCAGCAGGAGGUCGACUGAUCUAGACAUCAUCUAUGGCCAGUUCACAGGGAAUGAUGAGAACUGUCCUCCAUUCGGGGUAUUUCAGAAAUCCGUUCUAGAAGAGCACAAACUUAGUCGGAGUGCAUCCCUGGAGCAGAACCUAAAUAAUGUGGCCACGCUAUACCUAAACAGCCUGACAGAGGAGAACCUAAUUAAUCGCAUUUUAGAGAAAACUAAGGCAGACAGCAGUGCCUCAGGAGAAGAUAUUAAAGCCUGUCUGGACAUUCUCCUCAAGUGCUCCGAGGACCUCAAAAAGUGCACUGACAUCAUCAAACAGUGUAUUAAAAGAAAGUCUAUGGGCGGAGGCAGCGAUGACUCAAGUAAUCCUGAGAUCAUUUAUAAAAAUGUAAUGGCACGUCUGUCCAACUACCUGAAAAGGCUUCCUCUUGAUCUGGAAGGACAAGCGGGACGGCAAGAGCACAGUGAGCUUGCUGAACUUGUGAGUAGCAUACAUGGGCUACAACAAAUUCCCUUCUCCCCCAUCUUUGGCAAUGAGCAACCUCCACGUUAUGAGGACGUUGUUCAAUCCCCUCCACCCACACAGCCUCGGAUUAAAUCAUCCCAGCCAGAACCUCAAGAAGGCUCCAGGGAUCCUGUAUGCAAUGUGAAACCCAUACAGACUCCCCCUGUUUUGUCAGCACGAACAUCUUCAUCAGCUAAUGGUUUUCAACAUGGCACCUUGCCCUCAGCCUCCAGUGGUGAUUCACCACCCUAUAUCUGCCACCACACAGCCUCAAGCAACCGACCGGAUACACUCUCUCUCUUGUCUUGCAGUAGUGAAAACUUGUGUAAAGAUGGCAUGGAGACUCUCUAUAUCGAGGAGGAGGAUGGAGAUGUGGGAAGAAUGUCUGACAGAACAGGUAAGGGGGAUAAGAAGCACAGUUGUGGACUCUUGGAGUCCAGACAGUACUCAAAAAAACCCAACGGCUACUCUGAGCCUAGUGGCAGUGUUUCAGAUAAACUUCACGAACUUAGCAGGAAUGGAACUGCAUUCAAGGCUAAAAAUGAUUCAACUGUCAACCAGAUGUAUUUGCCCAAAAGCACAGAUUCCCGAAUGUUCUCAAAGUCAACCUCACACAAGAGCGGGGCUGAUGACAUUGAUAAACUGCUGAUGGACCUUGAGUGUCUUUCUCAGAACAUGCAAAAGGAGCCUCCCUUGCCCCCUAAACUUAAGAACUUUGCCCAACAGACCAGCAGCUCCCCUCAGCACCAGCAUUUAAUUGAUAACUCAAGGGUUAAAGAGCUACCUGUGACAGGUUCCUCUGGCCCAUCAGUGGCUAAGCAGUCUAGGCCAGGGGCUGAAGCCACUGAAGAAGAUGAUGGAGCACUGCUUCUUAGGAUCCUUGAGAGCAUUGAAAGCUUUGCUCAGGAGCUGGUGGAAAGUGGAGCUGCUAGAGGAACUCAAAACAAGGAGCGAGAGGUCAUGCGUCUUCUUCAGGAAACACUGGCCACCACCAAAGCCGAGGUGGAUUCACACCCUCUGCCUUUACCUUCUUCUGAAACCUCACCAACACCUGCAGAAACACCCAAAUCUACACCUCUACCAAUGUCCUUAAGUGCUCCUGCAGCCAUACCUCUAACUGCUUCUAAUCUGAGGGACACAGGCUCAACGCUGCUUAUCCAACAGACGCCUGAAGUCAUCAGGAUUCAGCCAGAGAAGAAACCUGGAACACCUCCUCCAACUAUUGCACCUGCACCCUCCUCGCCAACCCCAAGGCCCCCCAGCCCUCCACCGGCCAAAGUGGUGGUCCCUCCCCCACCACCCUCCAUAAACAUUCCACGCUUCUACUUCCCCAAAGGCCUUCCAAACUGUACUGCCAACUUUGACGAGGCCAUUGCCAAAAUUGAGGCGGCCUUUACCGAAUUUGAGGAGGAAAAAGCUGACAUUUAUGAAAUGGGGAAGAUAGCAAAGGCAUGUGUGUGCCCCCUUUAUUGGAAAGCACCACUGUUUAUUUCUGCCGGUGGAGAGAGGACUGGCUUCGUUUCUGUUCACUCAUUUAUUGCAACAUGGAGAAAGUUAUUGCACAGCUGCUAUGAUGAUGCAUCCAAGUUUGUUUACUUGAUGGCCAAACCAGGCUGCAGUUACUUGGAACAAGAAGAUUUUAUUCCUCUGUUACAGGACAUAGUGGACACUCAUCCAGGACUGACGUUUUUAAAAGACGCUCCUGAAUUUCAUUCCCGCUACAUCACAACAGUGAUUCAGAGAAUAUUUUACACAGUUAAUCGCUCUUGGACAGGCAAGAUCAACAUAACUGAGCUCAGGAGAAGCAACUUCCUCCAGACUCUCGCCCUGCUUGAAGAAGAGGACGACAUCAAUCAAAUCACAGAUUAUUUCUCUUACGAGCACUUCUACGUCAUUUACUGUAAAUUCUGGGAGCUGGACACUGACCAUGACCUCUUCAUCGACCCCAAAGACUUGGGCAGAUACAAUGACCAUGCUUCAUCAAGCAGAAUCAUUGAGAGGCUGUUCUCAGGAGCCGUCACAAGGGGAAACUCGGUGCAGAGAGAAGGGAGAAUGAGCUAUGCUGAGUUUGUUUGGUUCCUCAUCUCAGAGGAGGACAAAAAGAACCCUACAAGUAUAGAGUACUGGUUCCGCUGUAUGGAUAUGGAUGGAGAUGGUGUUCUUUCAAUGUAUGAACUGGAGUUUUUCUAUGAGGAGCAGUGUGAGCGGAUGGAGGGGAUGGGCAUAGAACCACUGCCCUUCCAGGAUCUACUCUGCCAGAUGCUGGACUUAGUCAAACCAGAAUGCCCAGGUAAAAUUACUCUUCGAGAUCUGAAGCGCUGCAGGAUGGCACAUAUAUUCUAUGACACAUUUUUUAAUCUGGAGAAGUACCUGGACCAUGAGCAAAGAGAUCCCUUCGCCGUGCAAAAGGAUUUGGACAGUGAUGGUCCAGAGCCCUCAGAUUGGGAUAAAUAUGCCUCUGAAGAGUAUGAGAUUCUUGUGGCAGAAGAGACAGCCAAUGAACAGCUGCGAGAGGGAUCUUUCGAUGACGAUUAUGAGUCCGAUGAUCUCAUGGUCUCCUCAGACAUCGGAAAUAAAAUGGAUAAGCUGGUCAUAUCUGAUUUAACGGCAUAAGCCUCCGCUGUCAUCUACACACCUUGGCGUUUAUAGUCGAUCAUCUCCACCCCACGUCUCCCUUAUUGUCGCCGAGGGAAAACUUUUUCUACGUUUUGUUAAGGACAUUCGUUUGUGUGUGCAUGUGUGCAAUAGAACUAAUUCUAAAAACCAAACGGCUUUCAUACACCCACAAAAAGGCUUUAUGUGCAAUAUGUCUUAACAUGUAAAUGUAAACGCAUCGUUUUUCAACUCUCUUACUGACAGGAACAUCCACUCCCUCAAACUAUACUGCCGGCUGGUUCCAUCCACCCUUCAUAAAGACUUUGAUGUGACUUUUUAGUUACUUUAGAAUGUGUUUUAAUGUGAGUGAAAUUAAAUGCUGCCAUUUUAAAGAAAGAUUGAAAGAAAGAGCUCACAAUAGAGUUGCUCACAAUAUCCUUUUGUGAGGCACGUAACUUAGGGAAACUCAAAUGGAAGUCAUUAGAACAGCAUAUAUCCUGUGCUGCUAAGCUGUGUUGCACAUUAUGUUUAAGAGACAUUGUAUUGGUGUUCAACUAUUACAUUGGCUCUGUUGCCCCUAGUGGUCACUGAUGGUAUUGCAUGUUGUUGCUUAAUGGAAAAGACAGAAAGUUGAGAGAUUUUUUUUUUUUUUUAGGUAUUUAAACUUAACUACAGACAUCAAACCUCCAUUAUAUUUUUCCAAAUGAACUGACCAGGACAAUCUUAGACUUGAAAAUGCUUUUUGGAAAUUUUCUUUCACAGACAUAUACUCAAGAAAUGCUUUGUUUUUGGAGGGGUUCAAACUGUCAAAUCUUUUUAAAGAAAUGUAAACAUGGAUAUAUAUAUAUAUAUAUAUAUAUAUAUAUAUAUAUAUAUAUAUAUAUAUAUAUAUAUAUAUAUAUAAAUUUAUCAUCUUUUCAUCCUCAAAAUGAGGUGUACAGAGACGUGUGUCCUAUAGCGUUUUGUAUGUAUUGAAAUGAUUUAAAUGCACCUGUAUUCACGUGUAAAGAGAGCUAUAAAGCACUAUUUAUUGGGUGUGGGCAUUGUUAACUCUACAGUAUGAGCAAGAUUAUACAGAAUCCGAUCAGAUUGUAUAAUCACCUGUGUUUGAAAUGUCAUGUCACGGGUCAUGGUGGUCAUUGAUUAAGUCAUUUCAAUGUAGUAUGUACAGUAAAUUCAGUCCAUACAUCCUUCUGCAGGAACUCCAACCAUGACUGUUAUCGAACAGAUUUUUAGUUUGAUGCCAAUCAAACCAUAGAGUCCCAGUGUUUACACUUUUCAGGGAGAUUAAUCUACAAAUGGCUUACUUAUUAUUUUCUAUACAUUAUUAUGAUAUAGGAGAAAGUUUAUUUAAACAUGCACAACCUAACAAAUGAAUCAAAGCCAACUGUGGACAGCCAGAUCAGUGUUUUAAAAAGCUCUCUUUCUAUAUAUAUAUAUAUAUAUAUAUAUAUGUGUGUGUGCUUUAUGGCCAAACCUCCCUUUAUUCUGUAACACUCUUUGGUUAAUGUAAUUAGUGUAAUAUAUUUAUAUAUGUGAAGUGGUUUGUUUUGUUUGGCCAGCCAUUUGUAUGGUUUACCAGUAGUUUAUCUUGUACUCUAGUCUAGCUUUUUUGACCUAGGACAUUUAUUUUCUAUAGCCACUGUAAAUGUCUUUGUAUUUUAUUUUCCCGUCUGCCACUGAGUGGUAGGGGAAGUUUAAAUUAUUAUAUAUCUCGAACUGCCAGUGUUAUAUAAUGUGCAUUAAGCUGAGUGGGCAGGGGCUUUAUGAAGGAAUUCAGUAUGAAUUCAUUGAUCAGUGACAAUCAACUGGAUGCAUUUCUGCGAUAAGGACACGUAAGUAGCACUUCUUAGAAAACUGAGCAAUACGACUGCUGUAGUGUGUUAAGUUUUUAUCAGGACUAUUAGACGUUAACUAAAAAAAACACACGCAAACAUGAAUCUAAACUUGACUAAUGCUUAAAUUCUGGUUUAUCAUUUUUAUCACUAGCACAUUGAGCGCUAUGCAAAUCUUCUGGACAGCUAUUGGCAGCUACAGAAGCUGUAAACAACAACAAAAGUUGUUAGUGUGCAACUUUUCUUUAAUUCUAUUACUUUUUUGAGUUUCAUAUCUUUCCAUGUGUUUUUUUUCUAUCUGAUAUGUCUUGCUUUGCAGACAGUGACAGGAGAGAUUUCAGGAGUACUUCUGUCGCAGAAGUUGAAUGAUCUCUCAAGUGCUCUGAUGAGUUGCUCUUGUGUUCGCAUGAUUUUUUUUUUUUUUUUUUUGGAAAUUAUUAAAAUAAAUAAAAAUGUUAAUUCAU
Paramisgurnus dabryanus is the source of this 6592-nucleotide messenger RNA. It is a transcript of the gene ppp2r3a, whose product is annotated as protein phosphatase 2, regulatory subunit B'', alpha. Gene Ontology annotation, biological process: protein dephosphorylation. The record is from RefSeq and is a predicted model, not a curated record. Lineage: Eukaryota; Metazoa; Chordata; Actinopteri; Cypriniformes; Cobitidae. Gene Ontology annotation, molecular function: calcium ion binding; protein phosphatase regulator activity. Gene Ontology annotation, cellular component: protein phosphatase type 2A complex.